Molecule: messenger RNA, 372 nt
Organism: Pediculus humanus corporis (human body louse)
Lineage: Eukaryota; Metazoa; Arthropoda; Insecta; Psocodea; Pediculidae
Exons: 4
Coding region: 1-372 (123 amino acids)
Biological process (GO): endoplasmic reticulum to Golgi vesicle-mediated transport
Cellular component (GO): nucleus; cytoplasm; TRAPP complex
Source: RefSeq, a predicted model, not a curated record
AUGGUCGUAUGCAUUGCAGUUGUUGGAAAAGAUAAUUCUCCUCAGUUCAUAUGGGUUGCAAAUCCUGAAUUGGAAUUACAGUUUCAUUACAAAAUUCAUACAUCUUUAGAUAUUAUUGAAGAAAAAUUAUGUAAUACGGGUUCGUCAGAGGUUAAAAAACUUUACCUAGGUUUACUUCAUUCUACUGAAGAGUAUAAAAUAUAUGGUUAUGCUACCAACACCAAAAUCAAAUUAAUAAUAAUUGUUAGAACUUCUAAUGUAGCUCUAAGAGACAGUGAUGUGCACAGUAUGUUUAAAAAACUACAUAAAAGUUAUGUAGAUGUGGUUUCCAAUCCUUUUUACAUACCAGGUGAUCCUUUAGUUUCUAAGUGA